Molecule: messenger RNA, 4575 nt
Organism: Hirsutella rhossiliensis
Lineage: Eukaryota; Fungi; Ascomycota; Sordariomycetes; Hypocreales; Ophiocordycipitaceae
Product: PIF1-like helicase domain-containing protein
Exons: 9
Coding region: 1-4575 (1524 amino acids)
Biological process (GO): DNA repair; telomere maintenance
Molecular function (GO): DNA helicase activity
Source: RefSeq, a predicted model, not a curated record
AUGGCCGCCUCGGUUGCGAGCACGUCUUCCCGACGAGCUCAGGGCCUAACGCCGGUGGAGGAGAAGCUGAUCGCGCUGAACUCAUGUUAUGGGUUCCACGUCAAGGGCCACAUCACGGUGUUCCCGAACAACGUGCAAGAGCUGGCAACGAACGUGCUGCCGCAUCCGCUCGUCCGGGUGAUGGACGAGAUCCACGUCUCGUGGCAGGGGGCGGUAAGGCCGACACCAAGUGACAUGUCGAGCCUCCUGUCGGUGAGGCGGCGAGUGGUCGAGAGGGCCCUCAUCUGGUUGAAGAGGAACAACCCACACUACGCCGGGAUCGAGAUCGACGCGGCGGAGAUGGAGAGCUGGGGAGACUCGGCCGACGGGGUGCCGCCGUUGGUGUACGAGCGCCUCGAGCGGAACGAGGCGUCGGCGUGGGAGAAGACGCGGACGGCGCACGUCGUGCCGCCCACGGAGCGGGCCAUGGACGACGAGGGGGCGGUAGAGAUCGAAGAAAUCCUCUCUCUGCUCAACCAAGGGGGAAGCACGACGAUUCGCGAGGACGACGAGCCAGAGUCAAACGAGGUAGACGAGGCGCGUGGCCAGAGCGGCGGCGAGCCUAAUCAAGAUGCGAAGACGAUCAACGAGGUGACCUCAUCCGGAAUAUUUGCGUUGGACGGGCCGCCCGACGUGGCCGACGUGGACAAAUUGCGGUUCGCGUGCGAUGUCGUCCGCGAAGGCGCAGGCGACGGCGGCACGGGCCCGAGGACGUGGGUGCAAACCUCGGCAAGGGGGCAGCUAGGGCACGCCGAUGGUUCUGAGCCGCACAUACGCAUUCGCCGCGGGGAUGAAUUCGCCGACUCGUUCGAAGCCUCCUUUUUCGCAAAGACCUUUCCCACGCUGUUGCCAUUUGGCGUCGGAGGGCCGCGACCGGUCGAAGAGGCAACCGUACAGUUGGGCAGAGGCACCGCCAACACGCGCGAGGCGGAAGAGGCCGGGACGCGGGACCUCUUGUCGUCUCGGAACAUGAGCCUUCGGACGUGGGCCGACACGGUGUUGCGACGCCACGGCGGCCGGUUCGCGACGCACCACAUAUUCGCGUUCCUCGUCUUUAACAUGGGCGUGCGGUCGAGGAACCGUCGCGUCAGCAUGCUGAGCGUGACGAGGAAGAACUUCCGCAAGGUGGAGCGCAUCGUACGGUCGCUGACCGCAGACGGAUUGGCGGCAGCUAGAGCCGAGCUGGAGAGCACAGGCAAGACGACCGACGACGCCGUAAAGGAGCUCCUCAGGAGCCUUUCGUUGAUCUUGGCGCUCAUCGUCCGUUACGGCGUGCCCGCGAUCUGGUUCACGAUCAACCCAAACGACAUCACGAACCCGGUGAAGCUCCGACUGGCAGCGCACCGCGCGCGCGACCCCGAAGCGGCCGAGGAGUUCUGCGGAGCCUCGAUAACCAUCUUCUUCCACCGGGAGAUGACGCUGUUCUUUGAGCAUUACGUCAACAUGGGGGGGGAGUCGGUCUUCGGCCGCAUCAGCCAGUACUAUGGCGCCGUGGAAACCAACGAGCGAGGAUCUCUUCAUGUCCACGGGCUGCUCUGGCUAGACGGAAACACGCGCCUGAGCUCGAUGCUUGCCGACUCAGACGGGGAGGAACAGGCGGCCUACCGCGAGCGAAUCGUCCGCUACGUCGAUAGUGUCUUUAGCGAGGACUUAGACCAGGAAGGGUUCUGCGCCGUCCAGGCGGAGCGUUCGGCGACGUCUGAUAUAUCAUCCCUGCUGGACAGUGCCGAGCAGUUCUCGGCCUCAUUCGAAGAGGAAGCCAAUCUCUGCGCCGGCGCGACGCAGAUCCACACCCAUAGCCCGACAUGCGUCAAGUACUCCCUGGGCAACAAGGGGCGAAAGGGCGACCUCUGUCGCUUCAAGGCGCCAUGGAAGCUGGUCGAGGAGACUGCCUUCUCAUCGGACGGUGUACUGCGGAUCCGCAGGACACACCCCAUGGUGAACCGGUGGAACAAGGCCAUCGCCGUGGGGCUCCGCCACAACCAUGACAUUUCCUUCAUAGCGACGCAACGGAAGACCAUGGCGCUCGUCUACUACGUCACGAACUACGCGACCAAGGUGGAGGACCCGACGUGGAAGCGCGUCGCCGCCGCGGCGGAACUGCUGCCCGUUCUCUCGGCCGGCGGCCAGCCGUUUCUGAUGAGAGUGGCGAAUCGGGUAUUCACGGAGCGGGCUCUGUCACAAGUCGAGGUCGUCGCCCAUCUCCUGGGAUACCCGAGCGAGUUCACGGGCAGCAGCGCCUGGGCGUACCUGAACGUGUCGGUGCUCUACUGGCACGUCUCCAGGCGGUGGCGACACCUUCGGCAGGAGAGCGGCACCGCGGUCGCAGACGUGUCCGUGGACGAGUCGGUCGUCGUGGAUGAAGCAGGCGAACGGAUCAGCUUCGCCGAGGCGUACCAUCAUCGCGGACACGUCCUACGAGGCUUGUGCCUAUAUGACUAUGUCUCGCUCGUUAGGCUCCAACGCGUCGGCAAGGAAGGGUGCUCCGGUGCCUGGGGAGAGGUGCCGUUCGAGAGCGGCUGGGAGGCCGGUAGGGACUGGGUGCAGGUGUUAAGGCGGCCGGGAAAGCACGCCGUCGUCUGCCUUGACGGCUACCUAAGCAAGGAUUUCGAGCAGGACGACGAGGAAUCGGGCCAUCGCAGAGCAGCCGUGCAGCAUCUUGCCCUCGCGGCCGGAGCGAGCCAGAUCACGGCGGGAUCGCGCGAGCUUUCGGGAAUGAUACAGCAGCUGUGCCGCUUCCAGCAAUCAGCGCUGGUCUCGACCGCCGAGCUUCAGGCCGCCAUCGUGAGGGAACGGGACGGGAGGCACAUCGACAUGCCGGGGCAGGUGUUUUCCGGGGCUGCGGUGCCGCCGCAGGACCAGGUCAAGGCCAUCAAGUCGCAGCAGACAUGCGCCUCUAGGGAGAGGGUGAAGAUGAUCCAGGGCAUACAAAGCAUGGCCCCGGCCCACGGCACCGAUCGUGGUGCAGCGGAGAGGAGCGUGCUGACCGGCUUCGGGGAGGAAGACGUGCAGAUGACGCGAGCGGAAGCCGAGGAGACGGCAGGUAACGCGGGGGCUGGAAUGGAAGUCCGCCUCGGCCCGUCGACCUCCUUCCUCGAGGCCGGGAAAGGCUUGACGACACGCUUGACGCUGAACAAGAAACAGGCGAUCGCCUUCUCCAUACUAUGCCGCCACCUGGACUCGAUGCGGCAAGGAGACGGAGGCGACGUCAGCCAGCUCUGCCAAUUCGUCGGCGGCGAGGGCGGCACCGGCAAGUCUCGCGUCAUCGGAGCACUCGUGGGCCUUUUCGCCGCGAAGGGCAUCUCAAGCCGCCUGCUGAUAACGGCGACGUCGGGGACCGCCGCGGCGCGGGUCAAUGGCAUCACCAUCCACUCCGCCUGCGGCUUCACCAAGGACCAAGGGCCGGGCGCGAACACGGCGAGGGACGUCGACGGGUCCAGGAUGGACUGGCAGGAUAAGGACGUGCUCGUCAUCGACGAGGUGAGCAUGCUCGGCGCGCGGACGCUGCACGCCGUCAACGAGCGGCUCUGCCAGCUGCGGGGAUCGAAGCGGGACUUCGGGGGGAUCCCCAUCGUCCUCUUCUGCGGGGACUUCCACCAGUUCCGCCCCGUCCAGGAGAGGUCGAUCCUGUUGCCGAGCGCGGCCGUCUCGUGGGACGAGGACAACUCGUUCAGUGCCGAGCAGCGGCACCAGCACGACAAGGCGCACGCGCUGUGGAAGGGGUUCACGACCGUCGUCAUUCUGGACGAGCAGAUGCGCGCCGCCGGCGACCCGGAGCUGCGGCGGCUGCUGAAGCGGAUCCGACGGGGCGUGCAGGACCACACGGACCUGGAUCUCCUCAACUCGAGGUGCCACCGGGAAGGCAGGCGGAUCCCGUGGGAGACGGGUAUCACGGUGGUGACGCCGCUCAACAGGAACCGGUGGAACCUCAACAUGGAGGCGAGCCUGGCGUUCCAGAUCCAGCAGCGGUCGACGGUGCGCAUCUUCCUCUCCGAGCACAAAUGGAAGGACGGCCUGCCGACCGAGGAAGAGGCCAUCAUGAUGUUGAACCAGGGCGACGACAGCGCGAUCCCGGUGCCGGCCGUCUUCAUGUUCGUGCCGGGGAUGCCGGUCGUCGUGAACCACAACACCCACCAGGGGCUAAAGCUGGUGAACGGCGCCGGCUACACGGCGGCGGAGGUCAUCGUCGACAAGGCGCACCCGGGGCAUCGGCUCUCGGCCGACAUGGUGAUCCACUUCGGGCCGCCGGCGGCGAUCAUACUGGGGUCGGAGACGACCAAGGACUUCCGCUUCGUCGGGAUGCCGCCUGGCACCAUCCUCCUGACGCCCAUGAGCGUCAGGAUCCAGUGUCACCGGAAGCGACCGUGGCAGCAGAACGACGUCAGCCGCAAGGGCCUGCCGUGCGCCGCCGCCUUCGCAUGCACGGAUUACAAGGUGCAGGGGGGGACGCUCGAGCGCGUCGCGCUCGAGCUGCGAGGGGACGAGGACGAUAAACGUCGGCGGACGUGCCGUCCCCUCGCAGUGCGACCCGUAUAG